This is a messenger RNA of Anopheles nili, 1274 nucleotides long. It is a transcript of the gene Hs2st, whose product is annotated as heparin sulfate O-sulfotransferase. The coding region runs from base 162 to 1241 and encodes 359 amino acids. Gene Ontology annotation, cellular component: membrane. The transcript is spliced from 4 exons. The record is from RefSeq and is a predicted model, not a curated record. NCBI's taxonomy places the organism in Eukaryota, Metazoa, Arthropoda, Insecta, Diptera, Culicidae. Gene Ontology annotation, molecular function: heparan sulfate 2-sulfotransferase activity.
GCCCCUUUGAACUCUGGAAGUUUGAACUACUUUGGAAAAAAGGCACCACAUUUCGAAGCACACCCGGAAGGACCUACCCACAGCUAGGCAUCUCACUUCGCAACGCCCAGCGUGACGGGGCGCGGCAGCUGACGGAAAAAGCAUCCCGGAUAGGAACGGAAAUGAUAACAACAAAAUACUUUUUUCUGCUCAUCUCUGCUGCCGGAUUUGCGGUCAUUAUCCUGUAUCACUGGUUUUCCACUAAGGUUACUCUUGAAGAUAAGCAGCUCACGGUCCACUUUGCAGAAGGCAACAAUGCGCAACUGAUGCACAACAGCCCCAACUACUGGCAAACAGGCACGGCAAAGGUGGAAGACAGCACGACCUACCGAAAUUAUGACGAAAAAUUUGUGAUAAUUUACAACCGGGUACCGAAGACUGGUAGCACCAGCUUCGUCAAUCUUACAUAUGAUCUGUGCAAGAAAAAUGCAUUCCACGUACUGCACAUUAACAUUACCGCAAACAUGCACGUACUGUCACUACCAAAUCAGCUUAAAUUUGUACGAAACAUUACCGCGUGGGACAGCAUGAAACCUGCCUUCUAUCAUGGUCACAUGGCGUUCUUAGAUUUCGCAAAAUUCGGUAUGCCAUCGAAACCGUUGUACAUAAAUCUUAUCCGGCAGCCACUAGACCGAUUGGUUUCCUACUACUACUUUCUGCGGUACGGCGACGACUACCGGCCGUAUUUGGUGCGGCACCGAGCUGGCGAUACAAUGACAUUCGACGAAUGCGUCGCCAGGCAGAAGCCAGACUGUGAUCCCACGAACAUGUGGCUACAGAUCCCGUUCUUCUGCGGGCAUCACGCCGAAUGCUGGAACCCGGGCAGCAGCUGGGCGCUCGAGCAAGCCAAGCGCAAUCUCGUCAACGAGUACUUCCUCGUGGGUCUAACCGAGGAAAUGGACGAAUUCAUCGAGCUGCUCGAGCUGUCGCUACCGCGUCUUUACCGAGGCGCGAUAAGCCACUUUCAAAAGUCCAACAAGUCCCAUCUGCGCAAAACAAAAUCCAAGGUCGAGCCGGCCGCCGAAACGGUGGCCAAAAUUAAGGAGUCGGCCGUGUGGCAGAUGGAGAACGAGCUGUACGAGUUCGCACGGGAUCAGUUCCACUUCGUGCAGAAAAAACUGCACACGCCGGGCAAGAACGUGAUGCAGGAUUUCAUGUACGAGAAAAUUAAACCCAACCCAAAUGGUGCCGCCAAGAACUGAUAUCGGAACCGGGAUCCGUUGAAGCCGAAAUCU